Messenger RNA from Humulus lupulus (European hop), 1130 nucleotides. RefSeq lists its product as uncharacterized. The transcript is spliced from 4 exons. The record is from RefSeq and is a predicted model, not a curated record. Lineage: Eukaryota; Viridiplantae; Streptophyta; Magnoliopsida; Rosales; Cannabaceae. The coding region runs from base 78 to 950 and encodes 290 amino acids. Gene Ontology annotation, cellular component: chloroplast thylakoid membrane.
CGAAUGAAUGGUGAAAGGAGAAGAGUGAAAGAGCUUCAUCUCUCUCUCUCUCUCGUACUUUCUCUCUCUAAAAUCAAAUGUUGCAGUCACAACACAUCCUCCCCACCCAUUUCCCCUUCUCUCAUCUCCAUAACCACUUUCUCUCUCCCUCUUCCUCUUCCUCUUCCUCAUCUCCACUUACUUUCAUCCAUGGUGGCAGACCGAUCAUCACUCUCAGAGCUACUCCACUUCGACCCCGACCUCGACCCGAGCCAUGGCUAGCUCGAGCCUCCGACCCCACUACCACCGAUGUGCCAGAAGAGAAGGAGGAAGGUCCCAUGGAGUUCUUCCAAUCCACUGCUCCUAUUUUCGCCACUUCCGACGAGCCUUCUUCUCUCCAAGUCGCCACCAGUGUUCUCCUCACCGGUUCCAUCGCCGUCUUCCUCUUUCGCUCUCUUCGCCGCCGCGCUCGCCGCGCUAAAGAACUUAAAUUUAGGUCGGAUGGAGUGAAGAAAUCAGUGAAGGAAGAAGCACUUGAAACCUUAAAAGCAAUGGGGUCAGCUUCAGUGGAAGCUAAGUCUACACCUUCGCCUAUUCAGGCUUUGUUGGGAGGCAUAUCAGCUGGUGUUAUUGCUCUUAUUCUUUACAAGUUCACAACUACUAUUGAGGCAGCUCUCAAUCGGCAAACACUUUCAGAUAAUUUCUCGGUUCAGCAAAUUACUAUAACCAUAAGGACCAUCAUAAAUGGUUUGUGCUACCUUGCAACAUUUGUUUUCGGCAUCAACUCUGUCGGCUUAGUUCUUUAUGCUGGUCAGCUAGCCAUCAAUUCCUUCAUGGAAGAAGAAUCCACAAGUAAGGAAACUGAGAGCAAAAAUGAGGAUCAAUCAGGGUCACUGAGUUCAACUGCCGAGACUCCUACAAACACUGGCGACAGCAUCGAAGGGAGGCAAAGUUCAGAUGACUCACAAUAACAGAAGAUAAAAUCUAAAAGGUUCCUUCUUUUUUUAUCAUCUUGACUAGUAGAAAACUUGUUUAUCUUUAGAGAAGAGGUGGUUAAUCCCUGCUGACUCAGUCCUCCAUGUUGUAACUAAAUUGCACAAGAUGGUGUAAUAUAUGUGUAUAAUUAGCUGCUAUUCAUGAGGUUUUCUGAA